Messenger RNA from Funneliformis mosseae, 498 nucleotides. The record is from the annotation of a GenBank genome assembly. NCBI's taxonomy places the organism in Eukaryota, Fungi, Glomeromycota, Glomeromycetes, Glomerales, Glomeraceae.
AUGGAAUCAUCUGACGAAGAAGAAAAAAAAAAGUCAACUACUCCGGCACCUCCACCAAAAAAGAAAAAAUCAGUUGCGCAACAAAUUGCCGAAAGAGAGGAAUUAAAAAGAAAAGCCGCUGAACAAAAAGCGAGAAUAUCUUUUAUUUCUGUAAUUGAUGCUGACUUGGAAAAUGCCGAGGGAAUGUUUCAAGGAGUAACCAUAAGAGAAACUGAAGGCUCUCCUUUAGAUAUGACAAUUCCUAUGACAAAUCCCAAGACAAAGGAAGAUUUCGAAGAAUUCUCCAAACUUUUAGUUGACCAAAUUCGAAAAAAUGAGAAACAAGGCUUGUAUGUCAACUUUAUUAAUGACUUUAUACGUGAACUUUGUGCUCCCCUUAGAGAUGUUGAUGUACGUAAAUUUGCAAGUAAAGUUAAGCCUGCUCUUCAAACUGAAAAGUUUGAUCUGUAUGAUACAACGGAUUAUGGAAAUUAUGAUGAUUUCGAUGAUUUCAUGUAA